CCACUCUGUCCACAUAUGUCUUUCCUUGUUCCCUCCCCUUUAGAUCUACAGUGUAAGGAAUGGGUGUAACCAACAUGGUGGUGAAGUGCAAGAACGGACAGGCCCCAUUUACUGCAGAAACACAUGUUUAGAUCACAGCUCAAACUAGUUUCACUUGUUAGAAAGUGAAACUCAGACAGAGUCGUCACUGAGAGGUGAAAUGGCGCAGAAAGGAGUUCAGCUGGACCGGGAAACCUUCUCUUGUUCCAUCUGUCUGGAUCUACUGAAGGAUCCGGUGACUACUCCCUGCGGACACAGCUACUGCAUGAACUGUAUUAAAGGCUUCUGGGAUGAAGAGGAUCAUAAGCAAAGCCACAGCUGCCCUCAGUGCAGGCAGACGUUCACACCGAGGCCUGUGCUGCUGAAAAACACCAUGCUGGCAGUUUUAGUGGAGGAGCUGAAGAAGACUGGACUCCAAGCCGCUCCUGUUGAUCACCGCUACGCUGGAGCCGAAGAUGUCGCCUGUGAUGUCUGCACUGGAAGGAAACUGAAAGCACACAAGUCCUGUUUGAUGUGUUUGAUCUCUUACUGUGAGAAACACCUUCAGCUUCAUUAUGAAUCCCCUGCCUUUGACAAACACAAGCUGGUGGAGCCCUCCGAGAAGCUGCAGGACAACAUCUGCUCUCGUCAUAAUGAGGUGAUGAAGAUGUUCUGCCGUACUGAUCAGCAGUGUAUCUGUUAUCUGUGCCCUGUGGACGAACAUAAAGGCCACGACACAGUCACAGCUGCAGCAGAAAUAGCUGAGAGGCAGAGAGAGCUGGAUGGGAGUCGUCUGAACAUCCAGCAGAGAAUCCAGGACAGAGAGAAAGAUGUGAAGCUGCUUCACCAGGAGGUGGAGGCUAUCAAUGGCUCUGCUGAUAAAGCAGUGCAGGACAGCGAGAAGAUCUUCACCGAGCUGAUCCGUCUCAUGGAGAAAAGAAGCUCCGAUGUGAAGCAGCAGGUCAGGGCGCAGCAGAAAAGUGAAGUGAGUCGAGUCAAAGAGCUUCAGGAGAAGCUGGAGCAGGAGAUCGCUGAGCUGCAGAGGAAAGACAGAGAGCUGAAGAAGCUCUCACACACAGAGGAUCACACCCAGUUUCUACACAACUACAUCUCACUGUCACCACUCAGUGAAUCUACCCCCAGCAUCAAGAUCCGUCCCCUGAGGUACUUUGAGGACGUGACAGCGGCUGUGUCAGAAGUCAGCGAUAAACUGCAGGACGUCCUGAGUGAGAGUUGGACAAACAUCUCACUGAGGGUGACUGAAGUGGAUGUUUUGCUGCCACGACCAGAGCCCAAGACCAAAGCUGACUUCUUAAAAUAUUCACGUGAAAUCACACUGGACUCAAACACAGCAAACACAAAGCUGUUAUUAUCUGAGGGGAACAGAAAAGCAAAACGAUUGAUUCAACCACAGUCUUGUUCUAGUCACCCAGACAGAUUUACCUAUUAUGUGCAGGUCCUGAGUAGAGAGAGUCUGACUGGGCGUUGUUACUGGGAGGUGGAGAGGAGUGGAGGAGUUUAUGUAGCAGUCACAUACAAAAACAUCAGCAGAGGGAGCUCUAUUGAAAGUAAAUUUGGUCUAAAUGACAAAUCUUGGGUGUUAGAUUGUGACAAAAACAGUUAUAACUUUUGGUACAACAACGUCAAAACUCCUGUGUCAGGCCCUAAGUCGUCCAGAGUAGGAGUGUAUCUGGAUCACAGUGCAGGAAUUCUGUCCUUCUAUAGCAUCUCUGACACCAUGACUCUCCUCCACAGAGUCCAGACCACGUUCACUCAGCCUCUCUAUGCUGGACUUUGGGUUUAUUAUGACGGGUCCACUGCUGAGUUGUGUAAACUGAAAUAGACAGAAGUAAUUUAAAGUGCUCAUAUUAUGAUUUUUGGCUUUUUCCUUUCCUUUAUUGUGUUAUA
Messenger RNA from Sander lucioperca (pikeperch), 1926 nucleotides. Its product is annotated as E3 ubiquitin/ISG15 ligase TRIM25-like. Gene Ontology annotation, molecular function: protein binding; zinc ion binding. The record is from RefSeq and is a predicted model, not a curated record. The coding region runs from base 200 to 1861 and encodes 553 amino acids. The transcript has a single exon. NCBI's taxonomy places the organism in Eukaryota, Metazoa, Chordata, Actinopteri, Perciformes, Percidae.